Molecule: messenger RNA, 709 nt
Organism: Symsagittifera roscoffensis
Lineage: Eukaryota; Metazoa; Xenacoelomorpha; Acoela; Convolutidae
Product: alpha-ketoglutarate-dependent dioxygenase alkB homolog 7, mitochondrial-like
Exons: 2
Coding region: 97-705 (202 amino acids)
Biological process (GO): fatty acid metabolic process; DNA damage response
Cellular component (GO): mitochondrial matrix
Source: RefSeq, a predicted model, not a curated record
UUGCGACAGUAUCGUCAGGAUGUCUUGAGAACUGGAAAUAAUUUCAGUUAAGCAUGAGUUAAACAGGAGCGUUGGAGUUAAACAAACGAGUUAAAUAUGACAAUAAUUGACAAAACAUUUAUGAUAGCUUCUGCAGCCCUCAAACACUCUCCUAUAACACAAUCGAAAUUAAAACUGAUUCCUAAUUUCAUUUCACAGAAAGAAGAAGAGCAAAUUUUGAAUGAAAGUGAGAAAAAGUUAAAACGACUCAAAUACCAGCGAGAUCACUGGGACGAUGCUAUUGUUGGCUAUCGGGAGUUUGAGAGUGCCAAUUGGUCGGAACAGACUCUGGCAGUAAUUGAGCGAGUUAAACGUGAAGCUCAUUUUUCGAACUCUCCUCGACAGCUUGUGCAUGUUUUGGACAUUGAUGCUGCGGGGUUUAUUAAACCGCAUAUUGACAGUAACAGGUACUGUGGAGACAAAGUGGCAGGGGUCUCGCUUCUGUCCGACUCAGUAAUGCGGCUCGUCAACCAAUCAGAUAGCAGCAAAUAUAUCACUUUAUUACUCCCACGGCUGUCGCUUUACGUGUUGGCUCACGAGUUUAGAUACGAUUACACUCACGAGAUACUUUCGGAUGAAAUGUCGUUUUUCGGAGACGAAUACGUGAAGAGAGAUCGACGAGUUUCAAUGGUGUGUAGAAGUGAACCUUCGCCUUUGUCGAAAUAACCGU